CGGCGAAAAGACAUUUUUCUCAAACACCCAGCACGAAAACUCCAGAAAAUGAAACUGAAGUUCUUUCUACCAGCCCUGCUCCAUCUAGCUCUCUUCCAGCUGAUCUCAGGUAGCCCGAAGAUGAGCAUGAACCCGAGUUCGGAUGACCCUAUCCCGACCCCAUGGCCGGACCGGUUCCAUGCGCUGCUCUACAUGAACCUGAGCAAAGGGAACCUGCAGAUGAGUGACCUGUGGUAUGACUGGCCCAGGGGCAGGAACGUGAAUAUCUUCCAGAAGCAGCUGGGCGUGGUCCUCUACGACAUUGAAUGGGACAACGGAACGUCCUUCUACUACACAACCGGCGAAAGGGACGGGGAGAGCUGCCAGGUGAUGGAGUUCGGGGUUGGGAUCCCCCGGCCCGACUUCAUGCUCGAUGGAGCAAGGUAUCUGGGCACCGAGCUGACUGAUGGCGGGUUCCUGUGUCACGUGUGGGGGAAGGCCGAGUUUAUCUGGUACUACGAGGAUGUCGUGUCGAAGAGGCCCGUGCGCUGGGAUUUCUACGAUGGAAUUUCGUCGCAUGUUAUGACAUUCGAGGAGGGCGCAAUUCUCAAUGAUUCGGUGACUCAAGCUCCUUCAUAUUGCUUCAAUCAAGAUCUCGAGCUUAAGGCGCGUCGCUGCAUCGAUGACUUUUGUACAGUGAAUCCUCUCACAGGAAAUUCUGAUCGGGCCUUACUAGUUAGUGUCCUCGAUCAAUGACUUCUGAGUAGAGUCCUUGUAAUUGUAUAAGACAUCACUCUUCAAACAUUUUGCUGUAACUAAUGACCAUUCCUCGCAACGACACGGUAUCGAAGAACCGAAUGGCUUUUGCAGUCAAGUGAAACCAUAUUUUCUCGAUAA
This is a messenger RNA of Punica granatum (pomegranate), 876 nucleotides long. The record is from RefSeq and is a predicted model, not a curated record. Lineage: Eukaryota; Viridiplantae; Streptophyta; Magnoliopsida; Myrtales; Lythraceae.